UGUUUUCUCUUUCUUUGUUUUUUGGCAGAACGGUUCUCUCUUUGCUGGAUUGUGUUUGGUGAAGGACUCUUUGUUUCAUACAGAUUGCAGAGAGAUUAAGAGCAGGCUAAUACAGAUUAAUCAUCAUUAAUCAUCAGCCACUGCAGGAAAUCAAUGGCAGGUUUGUUUGACAAGCAAGCAGAUUUGUACUUGGAUUCAAGGCCAGCUUAUCCCAAAGAAUGGUACUCUAAAUUGGCAGAUCUCACUCCUCACCACUCUCUCGCUUGGGAUGUCGGAACCGGCAACGGCCAAGCCGCUAUCGGUGUUGCUGAGCACUAUAAACAAGUGAUUGGAACCGAUGUGAGUGAAUCCCAGCUGCAGCGUGCAAUGCCACAUCCACUUGUUCGAUAUGCCCACACGCCGUUAACCAUGACAGACGACGAAUUAAUAGCCUUGAUCGGGGGAGAAAGUUCAGUUGACUUGGUGACUGUGGCUCAAGCUGUGCACUGGUUCGACCUACCAAAAUUCUACAGUCUUGUUUCGCGGCUUCUGAAGCCAGGAGGCGUGUUGGCGGUUUGGUGCUACAAUCACAUCGAAGUUUGUCCCGAAUUUGAUCCUAUUGUGAAGCGACUUGAGGAUACAAGCCUUCCCUAUUAUCAUCGUAACAUCCAGUACGUGUUUGAUGGUUACAAGACGCUUCCUUUUCCUUUUCAGAGCGCUGGUUUCGGAUGCGAGGGGAGUCCAUUGGCUCUGGACAUUCCAAAGAAGUUAUCUUUCGAAGGGUUUUUGAAGAUGGUACGGUCAUGGUCUGCAGUUAAUACAGCCAAAGAACAAGGGGUGGAUUUGUUGCCCGAAAAGUUGGUUAAAGAGUUUGAGGUUGCUUGGGGCGGCACCAAAUUAGUCAGGUCUGUCAGCUACAAGGCUUUUAUGCUCGCCGGAAAAGUUAAGGUGUGAUCUUGUUGGGAGGGUGUGCGGAUCAUUUCCUCAUUUCCUCCUACAAACAAAUAUUACUUUGACGUUUUUAUUGAAAUUUCUUCUUGUGUUUCUUAUGAGUCAAUAUAUGUAUCAGCUUGUGAUUUGCAUACUAUAGUGUAUAUUUAUAGACUUGUGAGAACUGACUCGAAUCUCACUUCAGAAAAUAAACACAAGAAAUUAUUUAGCUUUCG
Malus domestica (apple) is the source of this 1145-nucleotide messenger RNA. RefSeq lists its product as uncharacterized. Gene Ontology annotation, molecular function: S-adenosylmethionine-dependent methyltransferase activity. Lineage: Eukaryota; Viridiplantae; Streptophyta; Magnoliopsida; Rosales; Rosaceae. The record is from RefSeq and is a predicted model, not a curated record.